Molecule: messenger RNA, 722 nt
Organism: Setaria italica (foxtail millet)
Lineage: Eukaryota; Viridiplantae; Streptophyta; Magnoliopsida; Poales; Poaceae
Product: major pollen allergen Ole e 10
Exons: 4
Coding region: 116-508 (130 amino acids)
Source: RefSeq, a predicted model, not a curated record
UGCUCCCCGUCCUCCUCCCUAUAAACUGCAAAAAAUCUCCUUUGUUUCUACUUUGCUGUUGCACCAGAAUUGUAUACAAGGUUUGUAGCAUUCUCUGAUCCAGAAAACACAAGAAAUGGCAUCGUCCAACGUGACAUUGCUCGCCUUCUGUGUUGCCCUCACACUAUCAGUGCUUUGCAAUGACGCAGCAUCAGCAUCGGCAGAAGCAGUUGCACAACCGUUACGGCAGAGUCACAGAAAGGCGUCCAAGACCUGGUGCGUCGCCAAGCCGUCAUCACAGGUGGCGGCUCUGCAGGAUAACCUGGACUUUGCCUGCUCGGAGAGCGACUGCGGCGCCAUCCAGGGCACAGGCGGCUGCACCCGCCCCGACAGCCUGCUGUCGCGGGCGUCGGUGGCGAUGAACGCCUACUACCAGGCCCGGGGGAGGAACUCCUGGAACUGCUUCUUCAACGGCACCGGCCUCAUCACCAUCACCGACCCCAGUCUUGGCACCUGCAAAUACGCUUGAGCUGGGAGGAAUGCGGCGCAGCUGAGCACGGAAUCCGACCAAAUAAGAAUUUAGGAUGAUGAAUGGCCGCUUUUAGUUUGUUCAUGUGUUGCAGCAUCAGACAUGCUAGAAUUUCUCUCAAUGUUAGCUUCGAUGUCUAUGUAAUCUCUAAAGACUCCCAAUGUUGGCUUUUAUGUCCAAGUAACCUUUAGAGAUAAUCAUAUGCUUCUUUCAC